CCAUCCCAGACAGAACUGAGUGUUCUUACUGUAGGGCACGCCUCCUUCUAGGACUGGGCUGAAGCCUAGGAGGACCAGCUGUUCAUAUCUGGGUCCAGGAUUAUGUCUGCUAACAAAGGCUGGUGGGUGCCACCUGAAGGCGAGGAUAGUGUGUCUGAGAAGUUCCUGAGGAAGACCAGGGAGUCUCCACUUGUGCCUAUAGGCUUAGGGGGCUGCCUGAUGGUGGCAGCAUACAGGAUUUACCGGCUGAAGGCUCGAGGUUCCACCAAGAUGUCCAUACAUCUGAUUCACACCCGAGUGGCAGCACAGGCCUGUGCUGUGGGUGCUAUCAUGAUAGGUGCUGUGUAUACAAUGUACAGAGAUUAUAGCAAAAGGACAGCACAGGAUGCUGGGGAGAAGUAGGACUCCUGAAGGGGUGGGGCAGCCCAAGCCUUUCAUCGAUCUCGGUAUGUGCCUAAUAAAGAGGUGUUGAGGAAAGCCAAGUGUCUUUUUUACUUGCAGAGAGCAGAGGAAAUGGUGAUAGCUGUGGGAGGACCCAGUGCAAAGGAUGGAAGCCUCUGUUCCUCCAACUCAGGGUCAGGGAAACAUGACAGACAAUGGUCUCUCAAGGAGGAGGUGACUAGGCCUCAUUCCAGAAUCCUAACAAGUCUGACACCACCUCAGGUCCACCUAGAAGUAGCCUAGAGUGGAGUGGGAAGGUCGGGGAGGAAAGGGGCCUUGAGGCCCAUGGGAACACAGAAUCAGAGGCAGGCAUUCCUUCUAACACAGGCUGCUUCCCUUGAGACCAAGCAGGAAGGAGGCUGCAGCUGGG
This is a messenger RNA of Castor canadensis (American beaver), 811 nucleotides long. The record is from RefSeq and is a predicted model, not a curated record. NCBI's taxonomy places the organism in Eukaryota, Metazoa, Chordata, Mammalia, Rodentia, Castoridae.